ACAUUUAACUUAUUGACCAUAAAAUAUUAAGUACUAAAAUAUAAAUCAUUUAAAACAUCGAAUAUGGAAAAUAAUAUUACAGUCAACGAUGUGGAUACAGAUUUUUUACCUCUAAUACAUGACAUUAUCAAAAGUAGUGAAAGAGAAAAUCACGAACCUCAAAAGUCAGCUCAAGAAAUAACUCAGAAAAUUCAAGAUCUGCAAAAAAAAAUUGACCAAGCACGAAGUCAGAUUCGUAAGCUACCUGGAGUUCAAUAUAACAGUGAACAGCAAUUGAAAGCUAUGGAUGAUCUCCGGCAGUCCUUACAAAUGAAAAGACAACUAUUACUAAAAUAUAGACACAUGUAUUCAUUUGAUGUACCAAAAUAUUAAAAAUUAAGUCAAUGCAGUGCAAAGUUAGUGCUAAAGAACUUUUGUAGCAUUUAGUUAUUAUUUUUGUUAGGUAUCUAUUUUAUA
Messenger RNA from Sipha flava (yellow sugarcane aphid), 456 nucleotides. RefSeq names its product mediator of RNA polymerase II transcription subunit 9 (gene MED9). Gene Ontology annotation, cellular component: mediator complex. Gene Ontology annotation, molecular function: transcription coregulator activity. The record is from RefSeq and is a predicted model, not a curated record. NCBI's taxonomy places the organism in Eukaryota, Metazoa, Arthropoda, Insecta, Hemiptera, Aphididae. The transcript has 4 exons. Gene Ontology annotation, biological process: regulation of transcription by RNA polymerase II. Bases 64 to 372 code for a protein of 102 amino acids.